GUCAAACGUCCUUGCCGCGCUCCAGUUCAUCCGCGACACGACGCGCGCGCAGUCCGUAGUUUCAUACGUGUGUUCGUCGCGCUUGUGUUUUCCGUCGUUUUUUUUCCGAUUUUUUUUCACAAUAACAAUAAAAUCUCGUCGAACGUUUUUAAAUUUUUUUUUUCUUUUUUUAUCGUCGGAAAACUGUUUUUGUUUUUUGCGCCGUGGUUUACACUGUUGUUACGACGAUUCAUAACAUCAUUAUCGUAUGUUUGUGCGUCGAUGUUGAAACGGGAAAAUCGUUUUAACGACGUUUAAUCUGAUCGUAAUAAGAUAAUUAGUAUCAUGAUUUGCUCGAAUUCUGUUGUUUCUGGUGUUUCUUUUUGUGUGCAGUGAUUACUUAACACGUCCACCUCGUCUAAAGAAGAUAACGCGCGUUUUUUGUUUUUAAAAUAAUAUAAUAUAAACAGUUUGUAUUUUUUUUUAAUAAAAGUUCUUGUUCUUGUUUUUAUUGAGUGUACCGAGGACUAUCAUGCCGGUGAUAACAUGAUGCGGGAUUUGGACGCAUCCAGCCCAGUCGUUUGGCCUCCAUGGUGUUAUUCAGUGGACAUCAAAAGAGACAUCGACUUGUUUGGUUUGUCGAAGAGCCGACGUUCGGGGGUCGGUAUGCAGAUCGAGCACCCAGUGAAUAACAACAACACGACCAGCGCCAAUAACAACAGAGUGGCGACCGCGGCCGACGUGAAAACGGAACGCCUGAGCCCCGUGGUUGCGGCGGGCGGUGACUCGGCAUCGUCGCGUAGCGGCACGCCGUCUUCGUCGUGCUACCCCGGCACGCCGCCCGGCAUUUCGGCCGCGGCGGACCGCGUGUCUAGUCCCGCGCCCAACCGAAACUGCAGCGACCUCAUACGAAGUCUGGCCGCCAAGUAUCAGAAUGCCAAUCCCAGCGAGUACAUGCCUUCGCGGAACGGUCUGAACCUGGGCAUACUGUCUGCUGCUACUGCCGCUGCAGCAGCGGCAGCUGCCGCAGCUGCGACAACCAAAGACAACAGCUGCGACGGAAGUCUGCUGAACCCGGGAUUCCCGUUCGCGACUCCCACCAUACCUGGGACCAACGUGCCCAUGUUCCCGCCCAUGAUGGACAUGUCGUCCACGCAGGCGCUACUGUCCAUGGUCCGGUCUUCACAAUUCGACGCGUUUAUGAGCGGCAAGACCGGCGGCGGCACCAAGCGGCCCUGCUCUACCUCGUCGUCGUCGUCCAAUCCUCUGCACCCACACAACAUCGGCUCGGCGUCCGCGGCUUCUUCGUCCGAACAGAACCCGCUUGACCUUUCGUCGUCAUCGAGCCCGUGCAAAAAAUCACGCAAAGGUCAUCCGCCUGCGACCGGCCACUGGGAGAGCGCUGCGGCGGCUGCUGGAUCGUUUGCCGAAACGUUCCUCAAUAUUCCGGCGUUUGGUCUGGCGUUGCAAAAGUCUCGGGAAAAAGUCGCGCUGACUUGCAAUGGCGGUGGCGGCAACAACAAGCGACUAGGCAGCGUGUCGCCGAAACCGUCAAAAGCGUCGUCGAAACAGUCGCCGUGUCAUCAGGCCGCCCCCAGCCGGGCGUUACCUUGUGCUUCGACCUGUUCCGCUCCACCGGCCACCUCCAUCGCCAACGCCGAUAAACACAUCUGCCCCAAUGUGGCCGACAAGUCGACUGUGUCUUCAUGGACGGUAGAUGAUGUGUGUGAUUUCGUUGGCACCAUCGACUUGUGCGCUGAGUAUUCACAGUGUUUCCGGGAGCAGUCGAUCGACGGGACAGCGUUGCCGCUGCUCAGCGAGGACCACCUGACCGGAACCAUGAACAUGAAACUGGGACCGGCGCUCAAGUUCCGGGCCGUGCUGGCUCAGAAGUUGGGAAACUGCGCGGUGUGCAUGCACUGCGCCCACUGUCACGGCGCCCAGACAUACGGUGCCGGGCGGCACAGCCCCGUCCCCGGCAGCAACAACAACAGCAACAACAACAACAACAGUUCGUCGUCCGCUCAGUGCUGAACAGCAGCGCCGUUUUCGCGUCGACGAAGUGGCAAAGUCCGUCCACUUUACGCGCACGGGGCGUUCGACGUGUUCGAAAACGGACAUACUGACGUCCUGUGUGAGCGGUAGCGUAUUACCGUCAAUCGUUUUAACUAUUUCGUUUGUAUGAUAUACAUUCGCCAACAGUGUCCCCUCUGCUAAUCGCGACGUUCGCUUUUCAAAACAAAAUAUCGAUAUAGUCCAUUUGAAAAAUCAUAAUAUUGUGUGUUACAAGACACCGUUUUUGUGAUAAAAAUCAUCGUGUUCGUGUCCAUCGCGUCGAGUCGAUUAUGGAAAAAAAAAAAAAA
This is a messenger RNA of Melanaphis sacchari, 2342 nucleotides long. RefSeq lists its product as uncharacterized. Gene Ontology annotation, cellular component: PRC1 complex. The record is from RefSeq and is a predicted model, not a curated record. NCBI's taxonomy places the organism in Eukaryota, Metazoa, Arthropoda, Insecta, Hemiptera, Aphididae. Gene Ontology annotation, molecular function: protein binding. Bases 526 to 2013 code for a protein of 495 amino acids. The transcript is spliced from 4 exons.